This is a messenger RNA of Bolinopsis microptera, 963 nucleotides long. Its product is annotated as SRR1-like protein. Bases 15 to 761 code for a protein of 248 amino acids. The transcript is spliced from 5 exons. Gene Ontology annotation, biological process: microtubule-based process. Gene Ontology annotation, cellular component: nucleus; cytoplasm. Lineage: Eukaryota; Metazoa; Ctenophora; Tentaculata; Lobata; Bolinopsidae. The record is from RefSeq and is a predicted model, not a curated record.
GGUAUACAGAGAGAAUGGAAACUGAUGGAUUUGUAUUGGUUAAACCUUCAAGAAAACGCAGAAUCAAAUCAAAGAAGUGUCCAGUGUUACCAGUAAAUAAUGUUGAUGAUGAGUGGGAUCAUCCUCUGGAUCUUACUCGUGUUAUAAAGCAGGUCUUUACUGAGGACUCUGUAUUCUGUGAUAAGAUCAGUGAAGUGAUAUCAAGUCAAGAUAUUGAACAGAUAGUAUGCUAUGGUAUAGGAAGACUAAGUACCUGCAAGCUGGCUCAGUUUCAGUUUGCUGUUUUAGUAAACGUUCUACAAAAAUCUCCCCAAAUUCAAAAGUGUCUGGUAUUUGACCCAGUACUGUCACAAUCAGAGAGAACCUUCAUUGCUCAGUACAUGGAGGUUUUACCAGAAAACGACAUGUGUGGCAGACGAGUUAUGUGUAAUACACUCUUUUAUAUGAUACACAGUAGUAAAAGGAUGUACGAUAACGUUUUGAAAAGUAACUGGGAUCAGUUAAAGUACUGUACGCUAAUUGGUAAUUCGUUCCAGUCUUAUCUGCUUCACUCCACUACGUCUUCAUUGAUAAAACAGGUUCCCCAUAUUUACACAUGCACAGAACAUACCAAAGAAGACGAGUUACCCAAGUUCGUGAGCCAUCAUAACGUUUUUAACAAUACUGUAAUCAUGGAGUUCUUAUCUUCGGUUGAUACUGAUUCUGUUUUUGUGAACACUCUUCCUGCUGAUAUCUCUGAGGAUGGCUUAGAGAUACAGUGAAAAACCAUUUUUAUAUAAUAUGCUGAUGCUCGAUAUAUAUACCUACCAAUGUUUUGCGCCUUCUGGUAACAUUUUUGUCACGUCUACCGAAUGUUAACUUGGCCAGGCCAUUGUACAUUUUGCUAAACAAUUUAAUUUUUCGUUAAAAAAUGGAAGUGAGGCCCUUUGGUGUUGCUCUGACACGCUUUAUCAGCUCUGUCAU